Caenorhabditis bovis is the source of this 429-nucleotide messenger RNA. Lineage: Eukaryota; Metazoa; Nematoda; Chromadorea; Rhabditida; Rhabditidae. The record is from the annotation of a GenBank genome assembly.
AUGAAGCGAUAUUUCGAUAGCAAGAGAGAAGAUAUAAACAAGAUCUGUCGGUUAGCAAGAGGAGGCCAAGGAAGACUACGUGCUAACAAAAUACGAGACAAGAGGAACGAAGAUCGCCAUGAAGAAGGCGAAGGCGAUACUCAUAGAGAUGGAUUAGAAGAAGCAGGCGAACUGGAAAUCGUGAAUGAUGGGACGACUGGUCGACGUAAUUUCGAAGAAGACCAAGCUGAUUUCGAUGAUACUAACGUCACAUUCGAUGUCGAGAAUGAUGGCACUUCUGUUCCACGUACAAUUGAGGAAGAUCAUGACGACGACGUCAACAAUACCGCUCCAUUCGAUGCCGGUACGUUCUGCUAUUGGUUUUUCAAAAUGAAUUAUAGGAAACCAGCGGAAAAUACUCGAACUGACGGCAUUGCUGUUGAAACAUAA